GUGCCAAGGAAUAAGCCAAGAAACAGCUUUCUGUAUCCUAGCAUGGCAAAUGAAGAAGAUGAUCCAAUUAUACAAGAGAUUGAUGUGUUCCUGGCCAGAAGUCUACUUGAGAAGCUGUAUCUGUUUCAGUAUCCUAUUCGUCCAGCUUCCAUGACGUAUGAUGAUGUUACACAUCUGUCAGCGAAGAUAAAACCAAAGCAGCAAAAGGUUGAACUGGAAAUGGCCAUUGAUACUUUGAAUCCUAACUACUGUCGCAGCAAAGGAGAACAGAUUGCUCUCAAUGUCGAUGGCACGUGUACAGACGAAACAAGUACCUAUUCCUCGAAGCUGAUGGACAAGCAGACUUUCUGCUCUUCGCAAGCUGCGAGUAAUGUUUCCCGCUAUGCAGCUGCUGUUUAUAAAAAAGGUGAACUUCACCUGACUCCGCUGCAUGGAAUUCUUCAGCUGAGGCCAAGCUUCACCUACUUGGACAAGGCUGAUGCAAAACACCGAGAAAGAGAAGCUGCUAAUGAAGGUGGUGAUUCCUCCCAGGAUGAAGCUGAAGAUGAUGUUAAGCAAAUUACUGUACGAUUCUCCCGCCCUGAGACUGAACAAGCUCGUCAACGACGUGUUCAGUCCUAUGAGUUCCUGCAGAAGAGACAAGCAGAAGAACACUGGGUGCAUCUGCAUUAUUAUGGCUUGAAGGAUAGCCGUUCUGAACAUGAGCGCCAGUAUUUAUUUAGUCAAGGUCAUGGCCUUGCUGAAAACACGGAGUUAAUUAAAUCUCCCAGUGAAUAUUUAAUGAUGCUGAUGCCUCCAAGCAUAGAGGAAGAUAAUGACAAACCAGUGGCUCCAAGCAAUGUGCUGUCUAUGGCCCAGCUGAGAACUUUGCCCCUGGCUGACCAGAUUAAGAUCCUCAUGAAGAAUGUGAAGGUCAUGCCGUUUGCAAAUCUGAUGAGUUUAAUGGGCUCUGGGACUGACUCUACGGCAGUUCUCCGCUGUAUACAGCAGGUGGCAAUGCUGGUCCAGGGAAACUGGGUGGUGAAGAGUGAUGUCCUCUACCCAAAAGAUACUUCUAGUCCACAUAGUGGAGUCCCUGCAGAAGUGCUGUGUAGAGGGAGAGACUUUGUUAUGUGGAAGUUCACACAGGACCGCUGGGUGGUGAGAAAAGAAGUGGCAGCAGUUACAAAGCUUUGCCCCGAAGAUGUGAAAGACUUCCUAGAGCACAUGUCUGUGGCGAGAAUAAACAAAGGUUGGGAGUUCAUGCUCCCUUAUGAUGAAGACUUUGUUAAGAAGCAUCCAGAUAUAGUUCAGAGGCAACAUAUGCUGUGGAUGGGCAUUCAGGCCAAGUUAGAAAAGGUCUAUAAUCUCUUAAAGGAGCAUUUGACACCAAAGAGACAAGAGGCACAAUCAGCUCAUCCGUUGCUGGUUUCUGGGGAGCAAAGGGUCAACAUGGCUAAAGCAAAAGUGAAGCAGAACUAUGGGCAGCUGGAGAAGGACUUCCAGAAGCAAAAGGCAGAGUUGAAAUCAAAUGAGACCUCAGCCAAGAUGGAUGUUUCCAAUAUCCGCAUUAAAGAGGAGCCUGUGAGUGAUGAGGAGGCGAUGGAUACCUCGGCUUAUGAGGGCAUGAACAACGGCAUUACCAACGGUCUCCAUGCAGAGGAGGACUCCACGGACUCAUUGAACGGCCACUUGCCUGGAGGCUGCAUUGACCGGGUAGCCCAAGAACUGAAGGCAUUUGUGUCCUCAACAUUUAAGAAACAAUUUGUACUCACCCUGAGUGAACUUAAACGAUUAUUUAACCUUCACUUAGCCAGUCUGCCUCCAGGACAUACGUUGUUCAGUGGCAUUUCGGACAAAAUGUUACAGGACAUGGUGUUGGACACUGGCUGUAAACAGAUUUUGGUGCCUUUUCCUCCACAGACUGCUGCUUCACCAGAUGAGCUGAAGGUCUAUGCGCUUUGGGAAGCUGGUGACACUUAUGAUCAGCAUCGUCAAGUUUUGCUUGAAAUCUUUUCGAAAAACUACCGAGUGCGCAGGAAUGUCAUCCAGAAUCAGCUGAGCCAGGAAUGUGGGGAGGAUCUAAACAAGCAGGAGGUGGAUAGAGUGUUAAAGGACUGCUGCGUGAGCUACGGUGGCAUGUGGUAUCUUAAGGGGACGGUGCAGUCUUGACAGCGGCGGUGGCAGUUUCAAGCCAUCUCCAGGAAGGAAGAGGAAACCUGCAGCGGGCAGCAGAGAGAGAGCGAUGCCGCGGCCUUGGGAGCGUGGGACAGGAUCCGAC
This is a messenger RNA of Eurypyga helias (sunbittern), 2260 nucleotides long. It is a transcript of the gene POLR3E, whose product is annotated as polymerase (RNA) III (DNA directed) polypeptide E (80kD). Gene Ontology annotation, cellular component: RNA polymerase III complex; nucleus. Lineage: Eukaryota; Metazoa; Chordata; Aves; Eurypygiformes; Eurypygidae. Bases 43 to 2151 code for a protein of 702 amino acids. The record is from RefSeq and is a predicted model, not a curated record. Gene Ontology annotation, biological process: DNA-templated transcription. The transcript is spliced from 20 exons.